AUGAGUUUUGUAACGGGCUAUUCUGGCGAGAAAGGUGACACUGGAUUACCCGGGAAUAACGGUAUUAAGGGCGACUCUGGUUCAAGAGGAUCACCCGGUCCAAGAGGUCCCGUAGGUCCUCCUGGUGCAACUGGCGAGACUGGAAAACAAGGAGUGUCGGGCCCACGAGGAGUAACUGGAGAUACCGGUCCUCAAGGUCCAGUAGGUCCUCCAGGUUUGCCUGGUCUUAAAGGAGUCCAAGGAAUAAAGGGAGACAAAGGAUACCAAGGAUCACAAGGUUUAGCAGGUUUAGAUGGAAAACCGGGCCCACCAGGACAUCCUGGACCAGAUGGUCCUUCCGGGGAAAAAGGCGUCAAGGGUAAUCGAGGCUUUACAGGACACAAAGGAGAACAAGGUGGUCAAGGGAUACCAGGACCUACCGUCGACGAGAACACAAGAAAUUUAAUGAAAAGGUGUUGUGACCCUGUAACUGGCUUUCAGUCAAUAUUAGAAGACAUCAUAGAAAAUAUAACUCAAAUGAAAAUUGAUGUGCUGAAUGGUUAUGACAAACCUGCAUUUCAUGUAGGAGGAAGUGGCACUGCCGGGGUCUAUUCGUCUGGUAAUAUCUGGUGCUAUAUUCUAUGUGCCAUGUUACUAUAUCAUGAUUUUGGCAUGUUUGAACACAAAACACUUAUAACUCACAUGAAAAUUGAUCAGCCGAAUGUUUAUAACAAAUCAACAUUUCAUGUAGGAGGAAGUGGCGCUGGGGGAAGAUAUUGGUCUGGUAAUAUCUGA
Molecule: messenger RNA, 774 nt
Organism: Corticium candelabrum
Lineage: Eukaryota; Metazoa; Porifera; Homoscleromorpha; Homosclerophorida; Plakinidae
Product: collagen alpha-1(XXV) chain-like
Exons: 14
Coding region: 1-774 (257 amino acids)
Biological process (GO): extracellular matrix organization
Molecular function (GO): extracellular matrix structural constituent conferring tensile strength
Source: RefSeq, a predicted model, not a curated record